Messenger RNA from Pecten maximus, 1696 nucleotides. Its product is annotated as 4-hydroxyphenylpyruvate dioxygenase-like protein. Gene Ontology annotation, biological process: aromatic amino acid metabolic process. NCBI's taxonomy places the organism in Eukaryota, Metazoa, Mollusca, Bivalvia, Pectinida, Pectinidae. The record is from RefSeq and is a predicted model, not a curated record. Bases 42 to 1415 code for a protein of 457 amino acids. The transcript has 5 exons. Gene Ontology annotation, molecular function: 4-hydroxyphenylpyruvate dioxygenase activity.
UAACGAGAAGCAGACAGCAACUUGACUAUUUGUUUUGUAACAUGGAUGCAGAUUGCGUUCAUCAUAUUGAAAUUCUUGCUCGAGAUGGAGAAUCUGUUACUCGGGAAUUCGUUACAAAAUAUGGUUUUAUUUUGUUCGCGAAAAGGUCAUGUUCAUUCGCGAAUCAAUGGGUUCUUAAAUCACGUAAUGUGAUUUUUAUGGUGACACAAUCGAAGUUGUUUCAUCAUGCGCAGCAAAUCGAGUCAAAAAUACAAGAUUUGAUAGACAAUGAUGAUUUUUAUUUAGUGUCAACUGAAUUGAAAUACAAAGGAACACAUAAAACGGAGAGUGGGUCUUUCAAAAAUUGUGAUGAAAUCGACACGGUGAACAAUGUAGCUUUGAAGGUCAAAAAUGUCAGAUCGUGCUUGCAGCGAUUGAAUGCACGUGGAGCAACUAUAUUAAAGGAAGAAACAACUAUUGUGGACGAUUUAGGGGAAGUAGAUAUAGCAAUAGUGAAAUCUUGUGUUGGAAAUGUGAUUCAUACUCUGCUUAAUUGUGAUAGAUACAAGGGAGCAUUCCUACCCCACUUCAAUAUCAUUCCCCAAAAUCAUGCAUGCGAGAAAGCGGAUUCUGACAUAGUGAAUUUAACACACUUUGACCAUGUGACAUUUGCAUGCGAAGUUGGUACAUCAUCAGCUGUCUUACGGUGGUAUGAGGAGUGCCUUGGAUUGAAAAGAUUUCUGAUGAACAGUGAUGAAGAUACUGAUGAUGGUUUUGUGAUAAAUACAACAGACAUUGGUCUGCGACUGAAGGCUAUGGAGUACUGGCACUGUGCUGAAACAGGAAUCACUGCAGCACAUCAAUCUGACAGUGUCAACACUAUCAAGUUUGUUAUAGCAGAGGCUUUACCAGAUCAAGGUCCUAACCAGGUGGCUACCUUCCUGACAGAACAUGGUGGGCCAGGAAUCCAGCAUAUUGGGCUCCAUACGCCAGACAUUGUGACUACAGUAUCCACUCUGAUGAGAAGGGGUGUAGAUUUCGCUGAACCACCAUACACUUAUUACACAGAGAUCGGAAAACUGGAAGACAUUGAGCAGAUCGGUCAGUGUGUCGCGAUCCUGGAGACCAAUGGUAUACUGGUAGAUAUGGAGGUGGACAGAGAGCAAGAUGUUAAGGAGAGUGGGAGAUCAAAUGUACAGGAGAGCACCAGAGGGGAACAGAGUGGGGAACAAUCAGGGAAGGAUGGACACAACAGUAAAAGGUACUUAAUGCAGAAAUUCACCAAGCCUCUCUUUGAUAAAAACACCUUUUUCCUGGAAGUGAUACAUCGUUCCGGGGCCACAGGAUUUGGCUCUGGUAAUAUCACAGCUCUAUGGAGAUCUGUCCAAGCAUACAUGUCUUCUCAGCAGAAGCCUUCUGUCACAAUGUCCAGUUGACAGGAAGCUGUCCAGCUCUCUAUGGAAUUCUAUCUAGGCAUAUCUUUUCCCAGUAAUUACAUAGCCACCUGAUAGCUGAAAUAUGUUUGAGGAAAUUUUCUAUCACUACAUCAGGUACCUACAGCAAUUGCAGACUGGGGUAUGAUGAAGUUUUGUUUUCAUGAAUAUUAUAUUUUGUUAGCCCACCAUCAUCAGAUGGUGGGCUAUUCAAAUCGCCCUGCGUCCAUGGUCCGUGGUCCGUCCCUCCGUUCGUCAGUAAACAAUUCUUGUUAUCGCUAAUU